UUGCAUGGGGCGUACCCGCUAGUGGAAUGCGCGCACCCGCUGUCCAUCUCAUAACUGCUGUCCAGCCUAAUUGGAGGACACUGCUGAUGUAGCCGAGUAAAUGGGAAUACUGGGGGCGCGUCUUUGAGCUUGUUCUGCGGCAGUUGGAAAGUGGAGCAAAGUGCGCACUCCUUUUCCUCAGGAGCAAAACUCUGCGUUGCUUUUUCACUCAUUACAAGUUGAUGUUUACCCGCAGCUGACUGGAGAAUGUUCUCAUUUAUAGCAGCGCAGAAAGACGGAUUCUCCAGAGGCUUCUGUAAGAGUAACAGUCAUGUAUGCAGGACGCAAGAGGAGAAAACCCGUUCAGAGAGUGGUGAAGCAACCACCAACUGAGGGAUCCAAGUCCAAUCCAUCUAAACGACAUAGAGACAGGCUAAACGGGGAGCUGGAGCAGCUGGCCAGUCUGCUGCCGUUCCCUGAAGAGGUGACCGCCAGUCUGGAUAAACUGUCCAUCCUCCGCCUAAGUGUCAGCUACCUACGAGCCAAGAGUUUCUUCUCUGUUGCCCUGAACAAUCGAAAUGGAAUGAAGGAUGGUCACAAUAAUACCAAGAUCCCCGAGGGUGAGCUUCUGCUGCAGGCUCUCAAUGGAUUCAUCCUGGUUAUCACUGCCAGUGGGACCAUCUUCUACUCCUCUCACACCAUUCAGGACUACCUGGGCUUCCAUCAGACUGAUGUCAUGCACCAGAGUGUGUAUGAACUGGUCCACACGGAGGACCAGCAGGAGCUCAGAAGAAACCUGGACUGGGCUUUGAAUCCUCCUGCUCCAACAUCCCCCAAAGAGAUGGAAUUUGACAGUAGCUCAUCUGUGGUCUCCUACAACCCGGAACACCUGCCUCCGGAGAACUCGUCCUUCCUGGAGAGAAGCUUUGUGUGUCGCUUUCGCUGCCUCUUGGACAACUCUUCUGGUUUUCUGGCUUUGAAUAUCCAGGGAAGGCUGAAGUUCUUGCAUGGGCAGAACCAGUGGCAAGAAAACGGAGGGAAAGCUGCACCGCUGCUUGCAUUAUUCGCUAUUGCGACUCCUCUUCAGCCUCCAUCCAUUCUAGAGAUCAGAACCAAGAACAUGAUCUUUAGAACCAAACACAAGCUGGACUUCACCCCCAUGGCCUGUGACGCAAAGGGGAAGAUAGUGCUGGGGUACACGGAGGCUGAGUUGCGGGUGAGGGGCUCUGGCUAUCAGUUCAUCCACGCCGCAGAUAUGUUGUACUGUGCAGAGAACCAUGUCAGAAUGAUGAAGACUGGAGAGAGUGGUCUGACUGUGUUCAGACUCCUGACUAAGGAAAACCAGUGGAAGUGGGUCCAGGCCAAUGCCCGGCUGGUGUAUAAGAAUGGGAAACCAGAUUACAUCAUCGCCACCCAGAGGCCUCUUUUAGAUGAAGAAGGAGGAGAACAUUUGCGUAAGCGUUCUAUGCAUCUACCCUUUACGUAUGCUACAGGAGAAGCCCUGCUCUAUCAGUCCAAUCAUCCCAUCGCAGGCUUUAGAGAUGGAAGCUGUGUAAAAAAUUUUAGCAAGUCAAAGAAGAACCGGACUGAUAAGCUGCUGACGGAUGGUCUGGACCCGGGCUCCCUUCUUGGGGCACUCAUGAGUCAGGAUGAGUCUGUGUAUGUUUGCCAGCCAGCUGUGGAGCCCAAACUGUCAUUUCACAGCAGCUUCUUUGCAGAGCACAUUAGUUUCUCUGAAGGUGAACCCUCCAGCCUGCACAGAAGCUGGAAUGAACCUGCUAAUGGUGUUGUAGGUUCAGGUAUCACAGAACCAGGUACCAGCUUUGACCCACUGCUGGCUACUUUGGACUCGCUCUCUUUGGAGGGCCAGGGGGUUAUGGAUGCAGAAGAGAGGAGUUACUCAAACAGCGAGCUGUUUGGAGCUCUGGAAGGGCUGGGCCUGAGUGCUGAGGACCUGGAGUUGCUGCUGCUAGAUGAGCGUAUGAUCAGAGUUGAGAUGGACCCUGAGCACGUGCCCACUUUGGAUGAUCUGCUGACAAACGAUGAGAUUCUCUCUUAUAUCUAUGACUCGAUAGAAGGAAGGACUGAUUCCACAGUACAUGGAGGACAGGUGCCUCCUAGCACUACCACAGCAACCUCCACACCAGUUUCAUUAUCAGAAAAUAAUCUUGAUACUAGUGUGCAAAUGCAGUUUCGUCCCUCCAAGCCUCCAAUAAUGGAGCACACUCCCAUUGUCCAGCUAUCCCAGCAGAUGCAACAGCAUCUCAACAUGCGAACCACUAAAGUACCACCUAACUGGGGCCAGCAGAGUGACCAUUUCCCCCACAGGAUAGUAAAUGGAGAGCUGCUGGGGCAAAAUCAGUCUAUUGGCAAUGGACAAUGGACAGCCCAAGACAUUCUAGUCCCAGCAGAGAUAGAGUUGAAACAACUGACCACACAACAGACUACUUUCACUGACAAGGCCUCAAACUUAAAUAGCAAGCUUCACCAACACUACCUUCAGCAGGAGCAGCAACCAAGGACCCAGAAGCAGCUCUCACAACAGUGCCAUGCCAAACAGACAGCAGCAAACCUUGACGGGCGAUGUGGUCUGUCGAGCCCAGAGCAUUCAGCAGAAAAAAUGCCAUGGCAGAACUACAGCUUCAGCGAAAACCUGGGCAGCAGUUUCUGCAUCGAUAACAGCCAAAACGCUCUUACAAACACCUCACUGGAGUCUUGCAGUGAUUAUAACAAACCCACUAUGGACAGUGUGGAUUACACAGUCAGUGGAAGUGGUUUGCUUGAGAGAAGUGCAGAGCAGCAGGGCGCUGAGUGCACAGUUGCAUCUUUUCGUGGAAUGAACCACAAAAGCCACACAGAGGAGAUCCCGGGCCCCUUGUUCGAGGUCAUCUCCAGUCUGUCGCAGUGCCCUCCCUCCACUAGCUCCCUGGAGCAGAUUCUAAGAGUGGGUAAGCCCUGCUGUCAGCUUGACCACUUUGGCAUGGUGACCUCUGAGAUCCUUGAUGACCCCAGUCACAGCAAGAUGGAAAAUGGCUGCGUGCUAAACAGUACUUACCCAGGAGGUUGUGCCCUGCCUAACAGGAAUGGAUCUGUGCCUCCUACUAUCCAGGUACCCAGCCCUGAGACUUUGCCUACACUUCCGGACCCACCAGCCACCGGCUUCUACCUCUGACCAUCUGACCAGGGACAGUCAUGUAGCAGGACACUGUGAAUGGCCAGAAACAUACAGUGACUGGACCAGCCUUAUACAGCUACACACUACAACAAACAAAGCUGAAGAAACGUAGGCCGACAUCUGUGUUGUCUGUUUUUGUCCUUUCAUUUUGACUUUGUAAUGUUGUGUCAGGGGAGGGGAUCACCGAGUUAUAGUUUAAGUCAUAUUAUCAUAUGAGUUCUUUGUUUACACUAAUGCAGUUAAAAGCGCUUAGCUUGUUUUAAGUAAAUAUGAAUCAUUGGAGGCUGGCUUUUAGAAAUCUGCAUUCAGAUACAUUGUAAAACCAACGUGUUCUCGUCCCAGGACAUCAGAUUCUGCUGCGCUGUCUUGGCAUUGUUACUUUAAUGCACCAGCAUGGCUUUGUUAGACACAGACACCGACAACCGAGAAAUCUGUUUUCAAGAGGAAUUUACAAGUUAGCCAGCCAGGAGUCUGUGGUUUAUGUCCUCUCAAGGAGUUCUGUAUUUUGCACUUUCAUUACAGUCAGUGAUUCUUUGCCUAUUUGUUUCAUACAGAUUAUUCAGAUUGAAUCUACAUUUAAAUGGACCAAGAAUUUGGCCACAUCUCCUAAUCUUAGAAUUCAGGUGUUUUCAGCCCCAUUUCCAGGGGUGUAUAAAAUAAAGCACCUAUCCAUGCAGUCUGUCUUUACAACCAUUUAUGAAAGAAUGGGUCAUUAUAAGGAGCUCACAGAAUUUCUGCAUGGCACUGUAAUAGGAUGCUACUACUGCAGCAAGUCGGUUAGUGCAAUUUCUUCCCUCCUUCCUACAUAUACUUUAUAAUCAAUUUUAAGGAGUAUUAUUAUUAUUAAGUGGAAGCUUUUAGCAGCCAGAGUAGCUCAGCCACUAAUGUGCCGUUACAAUGCUAAGGCAUACAAUGUGUAAAAAUGUAAAGUCACUGAUUUGCUUACUCAGUAACUAUGGAGGUCCAAACCUCUGGCAUUAAUGUAAGCACAAAAACUGUGGCAUGUGUUUCCAUGGCUCCUGUAGGCUUAAUGUGUAGGUGCUCCAGUGUUACAGUAGCCAUGUAGAGUCUGUUAUGUAAAAAAGGUCUGAUCCAUCCAUCUAUCCAUCCAUUUUCUGCCCAUCUCUGCCCAGACCACCCUCCUCCAGCACCUCAAUUCAAUUUUAUUUAUACAUCCCCAAAUCACAACAACAUUCAAGUCAGUGCACUUUAUACUGUAACGUAGACCCUACAAUAAUGCAACAGAGAAAUCCCCAACAAUCAUAUGGCCCCCUACAAGCAAGCGCUUUGGCAACAGUGGGAAGGAAAAACUCCCUUUUAACAGGAAGAAACCUCCAGCAGAAUCAGGCUCGGGGGGGGUGGCUUCCUUCAGAGAAAGCUCAUUUCUAUAUUGUAUCUGCAACCUCAUUCUUACGGUCACUACCCAGAGCUUGUGACUCAGGUGAACAUAAGGGCGUAGCUAUAAUUCAACAGCUUUGCUUUUACACUCAGCUUUCCCCUUACCAUCACAGACCAGUACAGCAUCUGCAUCACUGCAGAUGCUUCUCGAACCUGUCGAUCCAAUCUCUUGGUCCACACCCCCCUAAAUCAUGAACAAGACCCCAAGAUCUGUAACUGCUCUACCAGGGGUAGUAGUAGUAACUCGUUCCCAACCCAGAGAGCCCUUUUCAGUCUGAGGACCAUGGUCUUGAAUUUUGAAACACCAUUUCUUAUCCCAGUUUCAUCACACUUGGUUGUGAACCACCCCAGUGUGAGUUGGAGAAUCUCAAGAUCCUGUGACCACCACACCAGACCUCCUCUUGGCUGCACCUAGAAAUUUCAUCUAUGGAAAUUUGUGACAAACAACAGCAGUCCCUUUGUUCAACAGUCACAAAGAACGAGUCUAACUUAUUGCCAACAAUGUGAACCGGGCUCUGGUAAUGGUUGUACUGGUUAGGCCACAGCAAUGGGCCUGAUACCAUAUACUCCCAAAGCACCUCAACAGGACACACAGUUGAAUGAAGUCCGCAAAACUCAUGUAGACUGUUUGGGAACUCCCAUUCAUCCUCAUAUAUCCUUGAGGAAAAAAAGAGCUGAUCCAGUGUUCCACGAACAGGAUGAAAACCACCCCGUUCCUCAUGAAUCUAAGGUUCUACUAACAGGCAGAUGAAAUACCCAGACUGAGGCUGAGAAGAAUGAGCAUCCAAAAGUUGGACCACACUUUGUGGACCCAAUCCUUGAAGAGGGGAACCACCACCACCCCAGUCUCCCAGGCCAGAGGCACUGUCUCUGACUGCAACACAAUGUUGCAGAGGUGUGUCAGCUAUGACAGCACCACAACAGAGCCCGAGCCUUGACAAACUACCUCAGUGACCAUAAUCCCAGUCUUCUUAUACUACAAGAAGCCAUGAUUGAGGAGAUUCUUUGAUGUGUUCGUUCAACUGUCCUCUGUUGAGGUCAGCAUCCCCACUAUAGUCCCAUCCCCAUUAUAUACAGUGUGGAAGGAAACUGCUUUCCCCUGACAGCUUGCCAGGCCAACUGAAAGGCUUCUUCCAUGGCCUCUCUUCUCCCAUACCUGAGUUUUUGCCUUGGCUACUGUCAGAGCUGCACUCUGCUUGGCCUGCUGGUACAGCUGUUCCAUGUACUCAAAAGCAGUUUCAGUAACCAGGGCUCAGACCCCCACAUCCUUCAUCUUCUGUCUAAUCUAUGAUUCCUGUGUUGUAGAAUGCACAAUCAGACAGGUUUUAUAUCAUCUGUAUGAAUGUAGGAAAAGCUAGAGGAGCUCUGGAAACUUUUAUAACUCUGAUAAAUGCAGUUCUUUUCUGGUGAUAUGUUUAUUGUUUUGUGGGAUCUUUCCUAAUGUGACUAUGCUUUGUUUUGCUUUGUAUCUGAAUGCACCAUACAAACGCGUGAUUACAGGUGUUGGUAGAGUUAACAGUUUUGCUCAUGCUACAGGAAUGUACUUGUUCAGUGUUUAUUGAUUUCUUUGUUGAAUGAUUUUCAACAAUGAGAUUAAUCCAAAUACAUUUGAAAAAAAAGUAUAGAACAUGAAAAUUAUUCCUAGAACUAUCCUGCACUUUAUUUCUUCAACCCACUUAAUGCACAUUGGUAGUCAAGGACACUGGGGGGUGGAAAACCCUGAUUUAUGAUUUAUGGGGUUCUUCCCAUUUAGACAUGGUCUUGUUUUGCAGUACACUUCAAGUGAUGAGUCCUCACAAGCACAAACAUGUCAUGUUAGUGUAAUCAUUUUUAUUUUUCUCCACUUGAAUUGUUUUUCUCUUGUUGAUUAUGUUGACAUUGAAUUUUGAACCUCUCAAAGAUUCGUUUUUUUAUAUGUGGUCACUGUUACAAGUUUACCUGACUCAUUUGGAAGAAACCCCUUGUGUAUUUCUCUAUAUAUCAAUGUCCUAUGGGAAGUUCCUGAUUGUUUGGACAUCCAUAUGUAAGAUAUUGUCUCUACCUAGGCUGCACUUACCCUUCCUCCCUGCUCUCACCUGCUCCAUAACAUCUACUAUACUAUACUAUAUACAAAUGGAAAACUCACGAUUUUAAGGGCAGAGCCUGAUAUCUUCAUCUUGAUAUCAUCUUGUUCUCAAACCAACCUAAAAUGUGAAAUAUAGUCAUUUAAUGACACACGGGUGACAAAUUAAAGGAAAAAUUGACACCUGUAAUGUGGGGAUCUGUUGUGCUCUGUAUCACCAUUUUAACUUUGAAGAAGCAUUUCCCGACUGUCCUUUCUUAAGGUCUAGUAUUGGUUUAAAAACAUUGCAGAAAUAAUUUCAGUGUCUGCUGGACGUCCUCCUUGAAGGUCAUCUGAUGUUCAUCCUGCACUUUCUAGUGAGGACAUGUUUUAUAUUCAUUAAAACAAAACUAAAUAACAUUUUCACAUGUGAGAAGAGUCAGAACCUAUUGAAAGAAAUUAUCUGGGAUAAGGGAAGCCUCACAUGUACAACCUGUUGCUCUUAAACCCUUUUUCAAUCCUAAGCCAAGUGAAUCAGACACUGCUGUCAUUGGAUAGUCCAGACAGACGGCUUCACUGUGCAUGAAAUCAGACAGAAUUUACACAUGGAUGAAUAUAAAUGGAUUAGUGUGCUUCAGAAAUUUGCCAGCCUGCUAAUAGUAGUCUAUAUGUGAAGUGUACAUGUGAUGUGGUUGUUACGGUUAUAUUCAAGUCAAUUCAUGAACAAUUCAAUUGAAAUGUGCAUUUGCUAUAAUUAGCACCAAAUUGUGAACAAAUUUCAGUAAGAGAUCUUCUGUAAACAGAGCCACAUCAUAAUCUGCUCAUUUACAGACUUUGUUGUCAUGAUACAGACAGUUUUGACCGUGGAAGUUAUAUCAGUAUUUCAACCAUGUUUUGGGGGUAUUUAUUUACAUAUAACACAGUUAAGAUACAAGGACUCAGCUGGUGCCCUGGAGAAAACAGCAAACAUAAAAUAAGAGUGAAUAAAGCUAAGCUACUGGCAAAAAGAUUAUGGAUACAAAUGCUCUUUUUUUUCACUGGGUGGGCAAAAACUAACUCAUCAGUAAAGCUGCUUUUGUGCCUGUGUUCAUGUGACAAUCUCUACAUUCAGAAAUAGAAAUAAGUGUUCUGUUGUAGAAAUAGAAAAUAAAAAAACAUCAGAGAAAUAAGAUGGACUGCUUCCAUCAAGCCGUAGUCCACCAGAUGAAUACAAAGUAGCGCUGAGUGAUCACUUUUAUGUUUUAUAUCCUAAUGAAUGUGCUCUCUUCCUGCAUGGCAGCACCCUAAUUCAUUGAAUGGCUCAAUCAUUAUUUAAAGCCUACUGUGUUUUAAUGAAGGUGGUAUUCUCCCAGAUGAGGGAAAAAUAUGUUUCAUCUCUCGAGGAGAGUUCCAGCGAUUUUUAGAAUUCAUCCCUUUAAAUAGCACCAGAUAGGCCAAAACUGCAUGUAUAGAUUUUCCUUUAAUUUGUCACUCAUUCACCUUUUAAAUAGUAGAAAAUGAGGAAACAUGAGGUCAGUCAUUUCAGGUCUACACAGUUAAAAACAAAAGAAAACCAAAUGAAUUUAAAAAUAGAUCUGUAGUGGGCAGACACACUUCUGAAUGUUUCUUGUACAGCAUAAAAUUACUCAGAAAUGAAGAUGAGUCAGAUUAUUUCAUCAAGAGAAGAUGCUGAAAAGAGAUUUCUAUUGUUCAAAUAAUGUUAUUAUUGAGAGAGCUGCUGUUAUUUUGACAUGUUUGCGAUGUGAAACACGUGGACGUUACAUGUCAUCCGACUCGUUUCUUUAUUUUUAUUUUUCCCACAGCAAAAAUGUCUGCUCUAUUUAAUAUGAUUGAUGUGACUUAGUGUGAAACGAUGUGUAUUUAAAGUAAAACAAACAGGUAUGUACAUAGUUUUAUGUCAUGUCACUUGUUUCACUAUUUUUGAGACACCCAACAACCCCUUUGCUAUUUUUUGUGUUAUUUUCUAUUGUAAAUAGUACUUUCAUCACAAAGCACUGUACUCUGUGACAGCCUGAAAAUGGUGCCAUAUUACUGAACUUUUAUUCUGUCUUUACCUAACCACGGUAAUGUUACCAAGACAUGGUGUGCUGUAGAUGUUGCAUAUUUGGCCUGUGCCCUUUGAUUUCUUGUUUCAGAAGCAUUUUUUCCUUUAAAAUAAAGAUUUCUGCAAACACACAAA
Oreochromis niloticus (Nile tilapia) is the source of this 8772-nucleotide messenger RNA. Its product is annotated as aryl hydrocarbon receptor. Gene Ontology annotation, biological process: xenobiotic metabolic process; response to xenobiotic stimulus; regulation of transcription by RNA polymerase II. The record is from RefSeq and is a predicted model, not a curated record. Gene Ontology annotation, cellular component: nucleus; cytoplasm; aryl hydrocarbon receptor complex. Lineage: Eukaryota; Metazoa; Chordata; Actinopteri; Cichliformes; Cichlidae. Gene Ontology annotation, molecular function: transcription cis-regulatory region binding; nuclear receptor activity; protein dimerization activity. Bases 311 to 3151 code for a protein of 946 amino acids. The transcript is spliced from 12 exons.